GUGAAAGUAUGCACUUCGCAUUGAUAUCUCUUCAGAAUAAGAAGAAGAGCAACGUUGUCAAUUUCUUUUUGCAAUACCAUUGAUUUUGCUUAACUCGUGGCGUAGAAAUUUGGUGAUUUUUUUGUGUAAAUUUGAUUAAUAACAAUAAGAUGCCUGCACCUGACAUUAAAUCUUCUUGGGCUGAUGAGGUUGAGUUGGAUUACGGCGGUCUGCCACCACCUACCGAAGUGAUAGAGAAUGGCUUCAAGUACGUCACAGAGUAUAAAUACAACAAGGAUGACAAGAAAACUAAGGUAGUACGCACAUAUAAAAUCACCAAGGAAGUCGUACCCAAGACAGUGGCCAAGAGACGUACUUGGGCGAAAUUUGGCGAAUCCAAGAACGACAAACCCGGACCCAAUUCUCAAACCACAAUGGUGGCUGAAGAAAUCUUUAUGCAAAUUCUCAACACCAAGGAGGAAGAAAAGGCCAAUGACAAUUUGUUGGAUCUGACCAAAAAUAUUGCCAAGUGUCGUAUUUGUAACGGUGAGCAUUGGUCCGUCAAUUGUCCCUACAAGGGUACGUCCAUGGACACGAAUCUUAUGGAGAAGAAGGCCUCGGCUGCCGCUGCUGCUGCCACGGAAGCACCCAAACCCGGCAAGUAUGUACCUCCAUUCCUUAAGGACAGCCAAAAAGGUGGUAUGGGUGGUAUUCGUGGCCGUGAUGAUACCGCUGCCAUUCGUAUUUCCAAUUUGUCCGAGUCCAUGACCGAACAGGAUUUGGAAGAACUUAUCAAGAGAAUUGGCCAGCAUACCAAGAUGUAUUUGGCACGCGACAAAAACACCGGCCUCUGCAAAGGUUUCGCCUAUGUUCAUUUCCGCCAACGUAAAGAUGCCGCUGCUGCCAUCGAAAUUCUUAAUGGUCAUGGUUAUGAUCAUUUGAUCCUUAGCGCUGAAUGGUCGAAACCCCAAAAUAACUGAUACACCAUUAAAGAUUCCACAACAAGUAGCACUUACAACAACAGUAAACAAAAUUGAAGGAAAGAAGAGAAGAGAGGAAGUGAAGUAAUUAAUUUUUUAUAUAUCUAAACAAGAUUUUUGUCUUCUAAUUUAUAGCGACCAAAAGAAAACAAAAUUGAGAAAUGUUAAAUAGUAGUCAUUUUCGUUUUCCACAUUUGGUUGUCGUAAUAAAUUAUGAAUAUACUAAUAGCAUUUUAUUAGCUAGGGUUACAAUAAAAACUGGUAACCAUUUAAAA
Musca domestica (house fly) is the source of this 1234-nucleotide messenger RNA. It is a transcript of the gene eIF3g1, whose product is annotated as eukaryotic translation initiation factor 3 subunit G-1. Gene Ontology annotation, molecular function: translation initiation factor activity; RNA binding. Gene Ontology annotation, cellular component: cytoplasm; eukaryotic translation initiation factor 3 complex. Lineage: Eukaryota; Metazoa; Arthropoda; Insecta; Diptera; Muscidae. The coding region runs from base 150 to 959 and encodes 269 amino acids. The transcript has 2 exons. The record is from RefSeq and is a predicted model, not a curated record.